This is a messenger RNA of Racocetra persica, 1049 nucleotides long. The record is from the annotation of a GenBank genome assembly. NCBI's taxonomy places the organism in Eukaryota, Fungi, Glomeromycota, Glomeromycetes, Diversisporales, Gigasporaceae.
AUGGCCUUUUUGUCAGGACCUGUCAAAUCCAAGCUUUACAUUUCUUCUUCUUCUAUUGCAUCUCCAAAGUCACGAUAUGUGCAAAUCAUUGAGGACCAUCCCUUUAACCAUCGCAUUGAGCUUCUAUUUCCAACUCUUUUAUCGCCUCAGCAGGAAAACAAAUUUUUAAAAGAGACUUUUUAUUAUAAAGCUGAUAUUCCUUUGUCUUACUUUAUCGAACGUUCCUUUGUGCAAGAUUAUUUACAAAGAGGACGUGUUGUUGCCCAAAGUUUAGGUGAAGGCAUUGAUGUAUCAAAUGUUAUCGCACUUGAUGGAUUUGGGACCCUCAUUCUAAAUUUAACUAAAGAUACUUAUGAGCAGCUUGGAUUACCUGGGAAACCUGCAAAGUUUGGGCCGGAUAGGCAAAGAUUUGUCAUACAGAUUAAUUUACUUGAAAAAUCGAUGAUUCCCGGAAAGAAGGGCUUCGAACGUAUUAAAUGGUGUUUUAAUAAUACAUUGAGCGAUCCAUUUCCAUUUCUUAUUUCUUAUGUAGAUUCUGUAACGCAAGAAACACAGAAGAUAACAUUUCCGCCAACAUUUAAUGCCAAGAAACUUACAGUUGAAUUGAAAUUUGAGAAGUUGAAUAAUAUCAUUUUUCCAGAUAUGGAAGCCAUAAAGACCGCAUCUAAUGAAGACCAACGGAGGUCUGAUAUUGUAGAGAUUUAUGAUUGGUUCGGAAUGGCCUCACUUCAAGCGCAAAGGAUUAGAUCGCAAGAUAAAGUUGAUCCUUAUAUAUCUGUUUAUACACCUCCCGGUCCAUGCUUGAGCGGUAACGGAUCACUAUUAUGCUGUACUGGGUUUAUUCCUUCAUCAAUGAUUUUCGACCAAUUUAAAUCUUCAAAUAUUCCUUGGGUUGCUUUAAGUGUUUGGGGUUUUAAAGACUCACCAAUAUCAUGGAAGAAGCAUGAACAUGGCCAUUUUAUGAGUGGAGAAAAUCAUUAUAGUUUUUUAUUAUGGCCAGAUGGUGAAUAUAUUUUAUAUCAAGCACUUGGGGCUUAUGAUAGCUAUUC